UUCAAUUUUACGGUUAGUUCCAUUAUUGUACUGACAACAUCAGACAAAGCCGAUAACAUGAAUAUUGUAGUAUUCGGUCUCAUAAUUAUUCUGGCAACCAACACGGAUUGUCUUCUACACCAAAAACCAGAAAACGUUCUUCAAGAAAAAACCCAAAAUGGAAUUUUUCUAAGAAAAUUACAAACGAUAAUUCGCAGUGGUUCAGAUGAAGAAGUAAAAUCUUUGUCGUGGAGUGAAAUUUUAGCUGAUAUCUUAGUGAAUAAAAUUGGUCUAUCUAAAAUUCUACCAAAAGAAAAUGAGCAAGUUGCAGAAAGUAAUGGGAAACAAGACAAUAUCUUCACUAAAAUAUGCAGUACAGUACUAAACGUUUAUAAACAUUUUGUAUACGACAAAUUCUUUCAACAGUCUGCUGAAGAUAUACCAACAACAACAAGUAAAAAUGAAGUUACCGAAAAGAAUAUCGAACUGCAAGAAAUAGAAUCGAAUACUACGGGAGUUAAUGAUUUUGAUGUAAUUACAAUUAACCCAGACGUGGAAAUUAUUGAACCUAAAUAUCAUGGAAAAUUAUGCAGUAAUUGUGAAACUCAAAAUGUUGAAAAGAAAGAAGUGACGACAAAAAGUGAUUGUUCAGAAGGUCUUGUGAAAGAUGUUAAUGGUAAUUGUGUGGAUCCUAAAUCAUUGAAUUACAUGAUAUCUAUACCUUAUCAAUGUCCUAUUGGCUACAGGCUUACUUGGUCUGGAUAUUGCAGACCAAUAUUUUAAAAGCAAUCCAAUUUCAGCUACUACUAAUAUAUAUAUUUUUCAUGUCAAGAAAAUGUUUACUACACCUCGUAUUAAUGUAAAACUAAAUAAAGACUGUAUCCAUUCAUAUC
Messenger RNA from Papilio machaon (common yellow swallowtail), 872 nucleotides. RefSeq lists its product as uncharacterized. The record is from RefSeq and is a predicted model, not a curated record. The transcript has a single exon. NCBI's taxonomy places the organism in Eukaryota, Metazoa, Arthropoda, Insecta, Lepidoptera, Papilionidae. The coding region runs from base 58 to 762 and encodes 234 amino acids.